GUAUGAUGGUUUUUAAAGAGUCAAUUUGAUAAGAAUGGUAAUUACUGUGUUUGGAUUUUGGAUAGCCGCGCUAUGAACACCAAACCGAACACUGCACUGGUAGCCGGAAGCAAAUGCAUCUUAUUCUAUUCCAUUAGAUAGGUAACAAUAAUUUAUUAUCAGGUCGAUUUGCGUUUUUAUGUGUAUUGAUAUUCUUUUGUAUUUUUAAAUAUUCAAUUUUAUGUCCGGAGAAGUGGUAUUUCAACAAACAAUAAACUCUAUAAACUUAAGUUUUAUCCUGGAAAAAUUCAUGAAUACAAUAUUCCUGAUUUUAUUUGUAUGAAUAUCAAUUUUAAGGCAUUCAACAAUAUAGCAAUUUCAAGUCGAAAGUGUGUUUGUUUUUAUGUAGAGUUGUACUUGGUGUAAAUGUUAUAUAUUAUUAUAAAUUAUAAAAAUUGUUUGCAUUAUAAGGAUGGUUGAAGAUAAACUAACACGUAUUUGCUAUAUGGAUAAUAUCGAAGAAGACAACAUGAUUCGAUAUCCCCGGCAGCGUAUUGUCGAUAUGUAUAAAAAAGCCAUGGCGCGUAUACGCGAUUUAGAAACAAAAACGAAAGAAGGUACUUAAUCUUAAAGCUAUAAAAUAAAUUACUUAACUAUGUCACAGUUAAUUAAUAUUUUUUCUACAUUACUUAAAAAGUUAUCUAGAUAAAGAAAACUUAGGUAUUAUUAACAUAAUUAUAUAAGAUUAACACAUUUUUGUUUGUUGCAAAAAAUACCUACAUUAUUAUUAUUAAAAUAUUAAUGAGUUUUUGGGUGUCAAAUCAGUCAUUAAUAAUCUGUGUUGGUUUGUAUUUAUCAGUCUAGUUAAGCAGAUUAUACAUACAUUUAAAUUCAUAAAAUUGUAGGUAGGUAUCAUAUUGUUUUAGUGUCAAUAUGUAGCAAAUGUAACAAUAGAGACCGCACAGACCAUGCAUAUCAAGAAAUGUUGGCACGUGAACAGUGUUUACUCAGGAAAUUGGCUCUUAAAGAACAAGAAAUCCAAGAUCAUUCUGUAAGUGUUUACACUUGGGUACCAUAAAUGCUAAAACUAUUAAAAAUAUAUAUAUAUAUAUAUGUUUAGCUUUUAUUAGUUUACCUAGUCAAUGCCAAAAUUAUUUCAAUUACAUUCUCUAAUUUAUUUUUAAUUUUUUUUGCCACCAUUCCUACUAUUUUUUGGAGUUGGUCACCCUUGUCCUAAACUUCCACUUGGCUCAAUCUCCCACCUCGCAUACUUUGACUGUCUUCAUAUCAUUUUCAAUUGCAUCCAAUUACCUUUUAUGGUCUUCUACACCUAUAUUAUCUUAUGUUUAUUUUCAUUACAAUUCUUACUGCUUUUGAUUCCUCUCUCCUUAUUACAUGCACAAACUAUAUUCACAGACCGUCUAUUUUCUCUUAUUUUGUCUACUAGUCUACCUCUUACCUUUAUGUAUUCAUUCCUGUCCUAUCUUCUCCUGUCACUCUACUUUUCCAUCUAAAUAUUCUCAUUCCAGAGCAAAGAUCUGAGGGUUGGUCUAACAAUUUGUUUACAACACAAACACAAUUAAAAUAUAAUAUAAUACAUUAAGUAUAUUAUUUUCUCAUACAAAAAUUGGAAAAAUAAUAUAUCUGGAGGGGCCUGGUCUAUCUACCGCUCAACACUCCUCACAUUAUAGUUUUGUCUACACUAUUGUAGAACUUACCUUUAAAUCUCCAAUUUACCCAACCAAACUUAAUCUUAUAUUUUACAUUCUUGUCAAAGACCAUUAUUUUGUACAAACCUAUGUUACUGCUUAUUGGUCAUAGUUUUCUUGUCUUUUUUCUCCAAACUCAUACUCUAUGUACUCUGUUUUAUUUCUAUUUAUCCUUAAUCUCUUCUCUUCAAUUGUUACUCUCCAUUCCUCAAGUCUAUUGCUAACUUCUGCAAUAUUAAGAACAAAUGUGAUAAUAAAUAUAUAUAAAUAAAUAAUAAAAGUUAAACAUCAGUAUAUUUUAUAUUAGUCUAGUUUUAAAAAUGGUAAAUCUAAAUAAAUUUGAUACAUUCAUUUCCAAAAAGUGAAUAUAUUGGCUAUAGUAGUAUUUGAUGGUUUACUGUUUUUAUUAAAUGUGAACUAUGUAUUUGAUAAUUUAAAAUUAAUGUUUUUAUGCCAUAUUCAUAAAAUAAUGGUUUUUUAAAUUUGUAUUCAAUAAUAAACUGUUUAUUUUUACUAUUAUGUAUAAUUUGUUUAUAAAAAUCACAAAAAAUAUUGGACCCAUUUUUAAAAUUGUAUUUUUUAUAGCUUUGUUAUGUUAUCGCAGUAAUUAUAGAUUAAAUAAUUUUCAUUUUUUAAAUUUUUUUAGAAAUAAUAAAAAACAUACUAUGUUAAAAGUCUGUAUAUUCUAUAUAUGUAAUAUGUACACCUUAUUGGAGAAUAUAGACAAAUCAGUUAAGCUGAAUUUUAAUAACGAUUGUUUGAAGGACAUUAUUCAUGUGGGGUGGCCAAGGGAUAUAACAAUGGGUCUUUUCAAUUUUCUCCACAUACAUUAUUAACUGUUCAAUACUAACUGUUCAAUGUUCAUGUAUGACACUUUGAGUCUUAUAUUAAAAUAAAGUUAUUGAAUUCAUAGUAAUAAGCUAAUAUGUAUAAAGCAUUAAUAAGUUACUAAAAAACAUAGAAACCCACCAACCUAAGAGACUGAAGUCCAGAAAACAUAUAAUAUGGGAAACUUGGUAUCCUCAAAUAAAUUAAUGUGCUAAUAGUUACCAAUUAGAAUGUAGUAUCAACAAUAAAAAUGUAGUACAUCGUUCUAUAACAAGCCACCUGUAUGUAAUCUACUACAGACAAAUUUCAAGUUACAAAAUAUGUUUUGUUUGGUUUUUGAUGUAAAUAUUUCACUGCAACUGUACGACCUAUAAAAAGCCAAAAUUAAUAUGCAAAUUGUUCCAGUAGUUUUUUUAAUUAGCUUUAAGAACUCAUUGUCUCUUUAUAUAAUAGUAAAGAUUUAAUGUUAGUUCAUUUGUUUAAAGUUAUCAUAAGCAAGAAAAUAUUUGUUUUUUUAAUAAAAAUAAAUUAUUAGCCAACAACAUUUAAUUGUGUGGGGGUGUAACUGGGAAGAAAUAUAAUUAUUUUUUAAAUUUUAUUUCAUUCAAUGUUGUGCAUGGACUAAGCUUAGAUCAUGUACUAGAUUCUACAUGACAAAUCUAAUUUGUUAUAAUAGAUGAAGCACAACCUAUAUUGCUUAUGUUAAUACACUUGGUAUCAUCUAUUUGCUUAGUAGCUGGCAUCUUUUUAUAUCAUUAAAAUCUUGUUUGGAUUUUAUUAUGAUUUACUGUUUUAAUCCCAUUUCAAUAAAUAAGUAUAACUGAAUAUUAUUUUAAUAUAAUAAUAAUAAUUCAGUAUAAUUUAUGAUUUUGAUUUAUUUAACUGCUGUAAUAAUUUAUCGAAUGGAGAUUUAACAAAAAUAGAAAAGCUGGUACACAAUUUUUAAUCAUAUUGAAAGCCUUAAGUAUGCUUCAACAUAAUGUAAUACUAACAGUGAAUCAAUAUUAAAGUAAUUGAAAAAUUAGGUUUUUUGAAAUUAUGACAUAUUUGAUAAAUAUUUUAAAUAUAUAUUGAAAAAAAAAAUACUUUUUGUCACCCUUAUUUUUGGGUUAAAGACCAUUAUAUCUACUUUUGAUUUUCAAGUGGCAACCUAUAUUAAAUAUUCCAUAAAUAGAUGGAGUAUUAUUUAAAAUAAAUUUGAGUGUUGAAAAUUUUUUUUUCUGUUAAGUCAUUGACAAGAUAUUCCACUUUUAAGUUUGGGUUGAGAGAGAAUGGUGGUGCAUUAUUAACAUGCUGUGCUCUGUAACACCACACAAAUGAUAUUCCACUACUCUCCUGUAACCCAAACUAUAAAGUGUAAUAUCUUGCCAAUGGCUUGAUAGAAAUCAAAAUUUUCAGCACUAAAAUUUAUUUUAACUAAUACUUCAUAUAUUUUUAGAAUUUUUAAUAAUAAUUUUAAAAUCAAAAGUAGAUAGUGGUUAUAGCCCCAAAAAUAACAUAAAUAUAAUAUUGUAGAACUACUUGUUUCUUAAAUGUUUUAGAUAACAAAUUCUGGAAAAAGUUAAUACUUUUCAAAAUAAUGAGUGUACCCUCUUAAAUUGAUCAUUUGGUUUAGUGAACUAUUAAUAGCUAAAUUAAGUUAUGAAAAUUGAGAGAUUCAUCAAAAAUCUAAGGUGGAAUCAGUAAUAACUUCAAUUCAAUAUAAUUUCGUUCUUCUUAUAAAAGACAGUGAACAGUAAUUGAACCCAACUUCAGAAUACUAUUAUUUUAUUUGUUGGUUCAAAGACACCUACAAAUGUAUAUUUGUAUCUUAAAUAUAAAAACUAUACUUUGUUUGUACCGCUUUGUUGAUUUAUUGUGAAAAUAAAAUAUAAAAUCCACUAUAACCUUACAUGUUUACUGAACAUAUAACUAGUAUAAUAAUAUUUGAAUGUUCUAUUUAAAAAAACAAGUGAAAAAUUUGAGAUUAUUAUUUUUAGGAACAAUUGUUAGUAAUGCAAAACUCUUUUAAAAAUGAAUCACUGUCUUCGUUAAAAUGUACAUUGCAAGAUCCAGCAGUAAAUAUUUUGAUUCAAAAACUUCGACAAGAAUUAAAUGUUACUAAAGCUAAAUUAGAAGAAACUCAAACUGAACUAAAUACCUGGAAAUUUACACCAGACAGGUGAGUUUGUGUGUAAUUUAAAUUCUUAAAAUUAAUUUUAAUUAAAUUAUAAACAUUGGCAGCAAUACUGGAAAAAGACUGAUGGCCAAAUGCCAUUUACUGUAUCAAGAGAAUGAAGAACUCGGUGAAAUAGUCAAUAGUGGUCGAAUUGCUAAGCUUGAAGGUGAACUAGCACUACAGAAAACCUUUGGAUUAGAAGUUAAAAAAUCACAAUCAGGUAAAGCUUGUUUUAAAUACUGUAUUUUAUUAUUAUUAUAUAUAUAUUAAUAUUUUAUCCAGAAUUGGAUCAAUUUUUACAAGACUUGGAUGAUGAUGUCGAAAGUAUGCAAAGUACAAUAUACUUUUUACAGAAUGAACUUUUAAAAUAUAAAACUUCUGAACAAACUACUAUUAAUUUUGAAAACAAAGAAAUUAUCUCAAAAGAAAGUGUUAAUAAUAAAGAUGAUAUUAUGACUUCAGAGUCAAUAUCAAAUACUGAAAUACCAACAAGCAGGGCCAAGCAAGACAGUAAUUUGUAUAAAAUGCAUAAUCCAGAAGAUUUAAAUUAUCCAAAUGAUGGCAUAAGUAAUCAUUCAACUGUAAAAGAAUUUAAAAUAUUCAGCGAAGAUAUGAAUCACAAUGGUAAUAGUAACAGAUUACAUACUUGCAAACAUAGAUCUGGUGAUAGUAUAAGUGGAGAAAUAUAUAAAAAGUCUGCAAAAAGACAUUGCAGCAAAGAUAAAUGUUGUUAUAAAAAAUCAAGAAGAUAUCAUAACCAAAGUCCAAACUAACAUUGAAGCAACUAAAAAAACCACAAAAUGUUCCAUAAACAAUUUAUACAUAUUAUUUGGUUUUAAUUUUACUUUUUGAAUUAUAUUUUUUAGUUUAUAUAAUAUUAUAUAGCUGAUUGAUUAUACAAUGAUUUAUCAAUGUUAUAGGUUUAUUUGUAUGUACUAUUUUGUUUUGAUGACAGUGGAUAAUUUAUUCAGUUUAAAUCAAAAAGUCAGAUUAAAUUUUAAGAAUUGUUUGAUUUUAAUUUUAAUAGAAAGAAUGUUUGAUUUAAUUUUAAAUACUCAGGACAGGUGUGCCAUCCUUGUAGAUAGGAAGUUUAGAAGAUAGGAUACACAAAGUUAUUUAAUUUAUGCCUGCAAGAUAAACCAUUACUAACAAUUAGAAGCUGAGUUCAGUUGGAUAUGUUUUGAAAGAUUAUAUUUCCUUUUGCCUCAACAUUUUGAUAGUAAAAUUUAUAAAAAAAAAAAAUAGGAUGGAUAAUGGGGAUGGUUGCAGCCACAGGUUAUAUGCAGAAAGUUGGGAAGUUGGGAAGGAAGGAUAUAUUUAAAAAUUUAAUAUAUAUCUAUACACGAUGAUAACAAAUUACUAAAGAAAAACAAUUUUGACAGAAAUUCAGUUAAUAAUAUUGCUUUUUCAAUAAUUUAAAUAUCAUUUAUGGUAAAAUAAUUACAAAUGCAAUAAACAUUUUCUUUAAUAAUAUUUGUUUAAUAUUAUACCUACUUUCCUAUUCUGCCAUUUAUUGGGAAAAUUGGAAAAAUUAAAAAAUACCUCUUUAAAGUACCUUUCCCGAUCCGAUUUUCUUUCAAAAAAAGAGCUAUCAUUGUAAGUUAAAGCAAAAUUGUCAGUAGAAAAGUUUUCUACAAAGAAAAAAAAACAUUGUCAAACCAAUGUAUUCAUUGCUCCCCUCAGAAUUUAAAACUACAUUACAUUCAACUUAUUUAUUUUGACCUCUAAGCAGAGACUGGUACCUUCUGGUUUUUACUGGUACUUAAUUAUUUUAUUUAGAGGUUCUGGCUCUGGUUCAGGUUUGCGAUCUACUAAUAGGUUUGGGUAGUAAAGGUGUACCUGGCAUUUCUUUUCUGUAUUUAUUCUCAUUGGUGCUUUUAGGAAAGCUUUUUUUCCUGAAAUAAACGAAAUAAGUUACAUAUGUAUUUACAUUUUAAAUAGGUACUUAAUAUAUUACCAUUGUUAAUCAAUUUAUUAAUGUCUGGAUACAAUUCCCGAAUUUUCUCUAGAACUCUAAAAACUGUGUGUGCCAUACAUUUAUAAUAUGAAUUAAUUUCGGGAAAAUAUUUUUAAUGUUUUUGCUACUAUGAUCAUAUAAGUACCAGGAUCAUUAAUAAAAAGUAAUACUUUUUGUUCAAUACCAGGAAAUAUUUUAACGAGGAGUUAAUUAAUUGACAAAUAGUUUCAUAAUUGGUGAAUUUUAUUUCUUUACAUGCAAAUAAAGUAAUGGUUUACUCGGAAUCCCAUCUAAUUUACCAAUUAAUAAAUUUGCAAAUUUGUCAAACCUAAAAAAAAAGUAUAUUUUAUUAUAUGAGAAAUUUAAAAAAAUGUUUAUAUAAACUUCUUGAAUCGGUUGUUUGAUCAAUUAUGUUAUCGUAAUUAUUUCCAAUAUCACUAAUUAUUUGGUCCAUAAUACUUUUAUAAAUAUUUGGUAUGUAAUUUUUUCUUAAAGUGCUUUCGUCCAAAAUUGAUUUGCCAAUAUAUUUUUCCAAAAAUGAUUUUAACACAUGAUUGCCCUGUUUUUGCAAUGGAAUAUUUGCAGGAACAAAUGCAUUAUAUGAAUCUUUAAAAAAUACAUUUUUACUAUUCAAAUAAUAGGCAUGUUUAACUUAGAAUUUAUACCUAUUAUAUAUCUAUAUAUAUAUAUUAUGUAAUUAUGUUUUAAU
This is a messenger RNA of Cinara cedri, 7340 nucleotides long. The record is from the annotation of a GenBank genome assembly. Lineage: Eukaryota; Metazoa; Arthropoda; Insecta; Hemiptera; Aphididae.